GCAAAAUAUUAAAAUAAUCAAAGUAUAAAUAUCUUUUUAACUAGCAUUAGUAAAUAGAAUAGAGAAAUGAAAACCACAAUUUUUGUAUCUAGAAAAAAAUAUUUAUUCACUGUGUCAAAAAAAAUAUAGUAUCGAGGUAAAUCAUAAAAUAAAACAUGGGUAAGCGAUCUCGUAAGGUUUUUGAAGAAACUAAGAAAAAUGAAGCAACGAAAGAGCUAACAGACGAAGUCAUUUUACAGCCAGUGAUAACUUCGGAUGAACCUCCAGCAAAACAGUCCAGAUGGAUAAACAAGCAGAGAGCACUAAUAUUCUCAUCUCGUGGAAUUUCUCAUCGUGCAAGACAUUUGAUGAUAGACUUGAGAACGAUGAUGCCACAUUCAAAAGCAGAACCAAAAAUGGACAGAAAAGAUAAACUCUUUGUCAUAAAUGAGAUCUGUGAAAUGAAGAACUGCAAUAAGUGUGUUUUCUUUGAGGCAAAAAAGAAACAAGACUUGUAUAUGUGGGUCUCAAACUGUCCCAGAGGGCCCUCAGCAAAGUUUUUAGUUGAAAAUGUUCACACAAUGUCUGAGCUGAAGAUGACUGGAAAUUGCCUUAAAGGCUCAAGGCCUUUGCUGUCAUUCGAUAAUGCAUUUGAUGAUGAACCAUAUUUGUCAUUGCUGAAGGAAUUAUUCAUACAGACGUUUGGGACUCCCAACCACCAUCCCAAGAGCCAGCCGUUUUUCGACCACGUGUUCACAUUUUCGGUCACAGACAACCGAAUCUGGUUCAGGAACUACCAGAUACUGGAGGAAGAUGGCUCUCUGGUCGAGAUAGGUCCAAGAUUUGUUCUCAACCCGAUCCGCAUCUUUGAAGGAAGUUUUGGAGGUCCGACCCUGUUCACCAAUCCACACUAUGUAUCACCUAAUACACAUCGACAGUUGAUACGUCGUCAAGUUGCACAGAAAUACAUAAACCGUGUCCACGCAAAGAAAUCAUUGGACGAGAGGAAACCAGAGUUCACGUACCGCUCAGACAUCACUGAUGACGUUUUCGUUACCAUACGACCAGAGGACAAUCAGCAAAAUGGAUAAAAUGCUAAAUGUUAAUGACAAAUUAUGUUACGAAUGUCUUCUUGUAUGCUCAAAGUGCAUAAGAAAAGAUAAAACUAUACACAAAAUUGCCCAUGCCAAGCCUCUAAGGGGAAUCAUACCAUAUUCUUAAUUUUCAUAAGAACAAUUCAAAUGCAAUUUCCUAUGUGAUAGCACAUGAUUUGUAUUUGAAAAUGAUUGAAUAAGGAACUCAUGCUGACUCUGAACCAGAAUACUUUUUUUAAUGCAAGAUAUUUUAAAUUCAAAUUAUUAUGCCUUGCAAACAAAGUUCGGAAUUUUAUAAUUUCGAUGAAUUUCUAAACUUGUGAAAUCUGGAACAGAAAAAAUGUCUCAGUAUUUACAUGUUCCUUGCAUAACAAUAUUAUUUCUUGUACUUGUAUUUGUUAUGUAUGCAUAUUAACUGCAAUUGUUCCAGCUUUCUGUAUUGCAAUGGUGAUGGUGUUGAAAUGUUAAUAAAAAAAUUGUGGCAUUACGAUACAGAUCAUUCAGAUUAGUGAUAUUUAUGCAAUCUGUACACUUAAAUUAAUGUUUAAUUGUGUGUGCGUAAUGUUUAACAGGCAAAUAAACUCAAAAUAAACCAGAUAAGCCUA
This is a messenger RNA of Dreissena polymorpha, 1678 nucleotides long. Its product is annotated as ribosome biogenesis protein BRX1 homolog. Lineage: Eukaryota; Metazoa; Mollusca; Bivalvia; Myida; Dreissenidae. Gene Ontology annotation, molecular function: rRNA binding. Gene Ontology annotation, biological process: rRNA processing; ribosomal large subunit assembly. Gene Ontology annotation, cellular component: nucleolus. Bases 156 to 1070 code for a protein of 304 amino acids. The record is from RefSeq and is a predicted model, not a curated record. The transcript has 10 exons.